AUGGGCAAAAUUCAGUCUGUGCUAGGGUCGUACCGCGGUAUUGGUAUGGUAAUGGCCAACCCGGUUGUCAAGGAGGAGGAGGCAGGAGGCGUGGCCAUCCGAAUGAUUGCUAUUACGGUUAGUUGCGACUAUGGUCAAUACGCAUUUAUUCGGUUGGUUGAUGGGGUCGGGGAGGGCAUUUGGUCCUGGUUUCUGCGCUCAUCGCGGCUGUCAUCCGUGGCCGACACCUGUCAUGGCCCGUAA
This is a messenger RNA of Penicillium lagena, 243 nucleotides long. RefSeq lists its product as uncharacterized. NCBI's taxonomy places the organism in Eukaryota, Fungi, Ascomycota, Eurotiomycetes, Eurotiales, Aspergillaceae. The record is from RefSeq and is a predicted model, not a curated record. Bases 1 to 243 code for a protein of 80 amino acids. The transcript has a single exon.